CAGUUCACGGUUAUUGGCCCGAACCUACUCGACUGCACCCUCUGCUCCUGUCGGGUUGCUUGAUGACCUUAGCUACCGUGGCUUUGUUCAAGACGUUACGACUCCACAAGCUCUCCACGAUGCACUACAAGCCAAACCUCGAGUGGUGUAUGCUGGCAUAGACCCGACUGCCCCCGCGCUACAUGCCGGCCAUCUCCUGCCUUUCAUGUGUCUCUUUCACUUUCAUUUGCACGGACAUCAUAUCAUUCCUCUGAUUGGAGGCGCUACGGCCCUGGUGGGCGACCCAUCCGGACGAGCAACAGAACGUGAACCAGCGGAAGAAGAGAAGACCCGCUCUAGUGCAGAGUCCCUCACAGCUGCCGUCUCACACUUCUUCGCGCGGGCUCUAGAAUACGCCCAAUCGCGUAUCGUUUUGAAACCAAACCGGUUCAUCGAGAUACGGCCUAAGAACAACGCUAAAUGGCACCGAGAAAUGACGAUGAUGGACUUCUUGCGUGAUGUGGGAGUGCAUGCGCGGGUGAACACCAUGCUAAAUAAGGAGAGUGUGCGAGCGCGACUUGCAUCUCCUCACGGGAUCUCCUUCACCGAAUUCUCUUAUCAACUUCUGCAAGCGUAUGACUUUCACUAUCUGCACCGGAAUUUUGGAUGCACGGUGCAAAUCGGGGGAUCUGACCAGUGGGGCAACAUCCUAGCAGGCAUCGCUCUCAUUCAGCGCCCUCCCCCGCCCAUCGCGUUUGGUCUGACCACGCCCCUGCUCACGACCGCUGCUGGCGUCAAAUUCGGCAAAAGCGCAGGGAAUGCCGUGUGGCUCGAUCCCGAAUUGACCAGUAUCUUCAAUUUCUAUCAAUACUUUGUCCGGACAGCAGACACAGAAGUGGAAAAGUAUCUCAAACUGCUGACACUCAUGUCAUGGCAGGACAUCAAUGAUACCAUGGAGGCUCACAAACUCCAACCGGAACAACGCAUCGCACAGCGACGGCUCGCCUCGGAACUGACUGAGCUGGUCCAUACGAGUGCGCUUCUUCCUUCCCUGGCGCCUGUCUGCUCUGACCAGCGGCAUGCAGAGGCCGGGCUUGCCACCGCCGAGACUCUGACGAGACUGACUUUCGACUCGGAUCUCUCCGGCGUAUCUGCUUCUCAAGUCGUGAAUGCUCUGGAAGGCUCGGGCAUCCAAGUCCACAAGAUAACACGCCUGGAGCUCUUCGAAAUACCAAUCGCGAAGCUGGCUGUGAGAUGUGGGCUGGCCACAUCGGGUGAGGUAACCGCCAUGACAGCUGCUGCGAGAAUUCUGAUUCUCUCACGAGGGCUUUAUUACAACAACAGACCGGUGCCGGAAGUACACUUUAUGCUGAAAGACUUCCACCUGUUGGACAACAAAAUUGUGAUCCUCAAAGCCGGGAAAGACAAAUUGGCUGUUCUUGCGCUGGAAGAUGCAUGA
Messenger RNA from Mycena citricolor, 1438 nucleotides. NCBI's taxonomy places the organism in Eukaryota, Fungi, Basidiomycota, Agaricomycetes, Agaricales, Mycenaceae. The record is from the annotation of a GenBank genome assembly.